Lytechinus variegatus (green sea urchin) is the source of this 2944-nucleotide messenger RNA. It is a transcript of the gene cnpy4, whose product is annotated as protein canopy 4-like. Gene Ontology annotation, cellular component: endomembrane system. Gene Ontology annotation, molecular function: signaling receptor binding. The transcript has 6 exons. The coding region runs from base 225 to 1166 and encodes 313 amino acids. The record is from RefSeq and is a predicted model, not a curated record. Lineage: Eukaryota; Metazoa; Echinodermata; Echinoidea; Temnopleuroida; Toxopneustidae.
UCAUUAUUACACGUCCAGCGAAUGACCUGAGAUGGGGAUUCUCCAAUAGCAGAAACACACGUUCACGCUUCUCACUUUGCACGAUCUUGCGCCCGUCAUUUUCCAGUGAGCUGUCGUACGAAUCGGGGCAUGUCUCUGCACUUGUUUCUGGUCGCCUGUCAUUUCAUUCUGCCGUAGAAUUUAGGAUAGAAUCAACCCACAAAUACGUCGAUUUCCCUCGAGAAAUGGCUGCCAAUGGAAGCCCCAUGCCUGUGUUCGUGUGCUUGUUUUAUUUCGUCUUCUUUGUUUUACACGCUGUUCACCUGGAAGUGGAGGCGAAGGUGACCGAUCCGCACAGGGAACCCUCGAAGUGUGAAGUUUGUAAGUUUGUAGCCAAUGAGCUUCAGGAGACCAUGGAGGAUACAGGGAAAACUUCUGACGUCCUCCAUCUUGGACAUCGCAUAGAUCAACCAAAGAGAGAGAUCAAAUACAGACACUCAGAGCUUAGAUUACUGGAGACUCUGGAUGAGGUCUGCCCCAAGAUCCUUCAAUACAAUAUUCAUGCUGAGAGACAGAGCUCCAGAAGGUUUUCCAAGGGUAUGAGUGAAACCAUGGGAACACUUCAUGGCCUUGUUGAUAAAGGGGUCAAAGUUGAACUUGGCAUACCUUAUCAGAUGUGGGAUGAGCCUUCUGCUGCGGUUACUAAAAUGAAACAAUAUUGUGAUACGAUGGUAGAGCAGUUUGAGGAGUCAAUAGAGAACUGGUUCUUCAAGACCAAUCAGGAGAAGAGAUUGUCAGAGUAUCUCUGUCGAGAAAGAGUACUAUCAAAAGAAGAAUCAGAAUGUCUGGACGAAGUAUGGACAGGGACUGAGAAAGUAGACUACAACAAAGAGGCUGAGGAGGAAAGGGAGGAGGAAGAAAGGGAGGAAAAGCUGAAGAAAGAACGGAAGAAGAAGAAGCAGCAGGAGAAAGCAGCGAGGGAGAAGGCCGCCAGGAAAGCGAAAGGAACGUGGAAGGGUGAGGAGGAGGACGAGCUGGAGGACGACGACGAGGCGUGGGAGCGAAAGAGACAGAUGAGGAAGGAGCAGAUGAGACAGAAGGCCAGGGAGAAGAAAUCUCGAGAAGAGGUACGACGAGAGAUGGAGGAGGAAAAACUCAGGAGAAGGAAAAGGAAGAAUGAAUUAUGAGGGAGGGGGAAAAUCACUUGGGGAGCAUUUCAUGGAACAAGUAGUCAGUGAUUUGUACUGAAUAUUGUUAUAAGCUACUGAAAUCCGUGCAUCUGAUUGGCUGAGAGCAAAUAUGCUGGUGAAAAUCACUGACUAGUCUUCUCAUGAAACACUCCCCAAAAUUUACUAUUGCAAACCAUUGAUUAUUAUUAAUAUUACCGAUAUCUGUUGUUAUAUUGCAAGGUUUUAGUCUGUAAAAAAAAAUCGGAAUAACUUGAAAUGAAUCAAGUUCAAUGAAAAAGGGGGUUGUCAUCUUAUCGUACUUUCUGAAAUUAUUCUUGCCAUUAUGGAGGACUAGCUGGUUGGACAUGUGCUCAUUGGGAAAAAUGGUUUACUCAAUGAAUGUGCAAUGAAGGAAUUUAUUAGUUCACUUCAUAUAGCAUACAAAUCAUAUCAUGAGAUUUUGGAAGAAAACAAUUUGCAAGUCACUGCUUUUAAAUAUGUUUUCAUAGGUAUACAUUGACUGUCAACUUUCUACAGUACAUUCAGUAAAACCUGUGAAUACAAAAUGACAAUGUAUUUUUGUAUCAUUCUGAAAUCUGAAAUGGAUCCAUUAAUUCAUCAAACGAACUAUUCCUGAUUUGGACUAUGCCUUGUGUAUGAUAAACUUUUAUUUCUGCAAAUACACUCUAUGCACAGGUAAUAAGCACCUGAACAAAAUUUGUAUGUACAUCUGUGCUCAUUUUCUGUACUGUGUAAUUAGAUACACAUUUUCUGGAGUUUAUUGCAAUUAGUUUACACCUCGUAGAUAUGCAUUCCAUAGUAUUUUGAAGUACUUUGUGUUCAAUGUAUACGUCCAAACUAGAAGCAAAAGGGGGGGUUUAUUUAAUUUAAUUUGUUUUGAUCAUUUCAAAUAAAAAGAGGGACAGGCAUUUCCCUUUUUUCAGCAGGAUGUGAAUACAUAGUUUUAUGGGUAAAAAAAUCAUUUAUAUAUAGUCAGAAAAGACACUGAGCUCACACCAUGUUUCUGUUAUCAAUUUUAAUAGUGUCAGGUGUGUGUACUGCAUCUUGUAGAAAAGGUGGUAAAUUUUUCAAUUUCUUUGCAAAAUCUGUUAUUGUCAGGGUCAAUGUCAUGAUAGGUUGUAUAUUUUAUUGCCUUGAAAAUGCUUGUAUGUUUUGUUGUAUACUUUGUAAAGAUUGUUUUUGUAUGCAGUAUAUAGAGUGUAUUUUAUGUCAAUGUUUUCUUCUUUUCCUCUGAUCCUUCCUACGUCCUUCUUUUCCUCCUCUUUCCCCCUUUCUCCUCCUCUUUCUCCUUUUCCUCCUUUUUUUUACUUCUCCUCCUUCUCUUUCUUUUUCUCUUUAAUCUCCCUUCUUCACUCCGGUAGACUCUUGUAAGAUGCACAAAACAACAUUUUGUGAGCUACUUUAGUACAUCAUGUUAAACACGAACACUCAUGUUUUACAAGUUUCUCUAAUGCUAAAAUAGCAUGUUGAUAUUCUGUUUUUAUAUUUCAUUGCUAUAUUGAUGAACUAGUCCCAGUCGUGUGUAUGUGUCCUCUUCGUUAGUUGAUGAAAUUACUAACAACUCUGAUUUGAAGGUGCUAUUCUAAAUUGGGUUUCAUGCUGUCUAGUUGUAGUAGAAUAUAUCUGCACCUGAUGUAGGGUUCUGUGUGUAUAGUCUUAUCACACUGUGCCUUUGCCCACCGAGUGUUUCCUCAUCAUGCACAUACAAUCGUAAGAUUGAAAACUUGUAUGGUAUCCUUUAAAGGACAAGUCCACCCCAACAAACAGUUGAUUUG